Messenger RNA from Phycodurus eques (leafy seadragon), 1890 nucleotides. It is a transcript of the gene eps8l3a, whose product is annotated as EPS8 signaling adaptor L3a. The record is from RefSeq and is a predicted model, not a curated record. The coding region runs from base 1 to 1890 and encodes 629 amino acids. Lineage: Eukaryota; Metazoa; Chordata; Actinopteri; Syngnathiformes; Syngnathidae. Gene Ontology annotation, cellular component: plasma membrane; ruffle membrane; vesicle. The transcript is spliced from 19 exons. Gene Ontology annotation, molecular function: actin binding. Gene Ontology annotation, biological process: positive regulation of ruffle assembly; Rho protein signal transduction; regulation of Rho protein signal transduction.
AUGUACAGGAGUGACAGUCCACUGGGGAGUUUUGCAGGAUCCAUCCAGUCCAAUGGCUACUCGGUCACAGAUGAGGUGUCGUCACAGGUGUCAUGUAUGUCGCGGCCCAACGCAAAGUCAAUAUACCUGCGAAGGAAGGAGUACGCCACCUCCAUGAACAAGACCAUCAAGUAUUUCCAUUACAGAGUGGAGCAUCUCCUCACAUGCGACCUGGAUGGCAAGGAGCUGCGAGGCCUCACCGACUGUGUGGAGAGGCUCAAUCUACUGGACAAGAUGGGCCGAGUGUGGGGCCAGAACAUGCUGCUGGAGGUCAACGGGCCCGACCUGCUGCUCACGGACAUGGAGACCAAGGAGGUUCUGGAGUCCAUUCAUCUGUGUGACAUUCUGGAGCUGAAGGCGGCAUUGGACACUUCGGCGUCCAACUCGCUCCUGACAGUGACAGUCAAACCCAGCAGGAAACACACCACGAGCAUCUUCCUGUUCCACUGCGAGGACGUCAGGGCUGAUUACGUCCAACGGGGUCUCUCACAAGCAUGUUUAAGUGCAGCACAUGAAAAAGCGACGACCCCAAGUCAAGUUGAACCUGAAGAGAAACCCCCCGAGUGGGCCCCUCCCGAUUACAACGAGGACACUGACCUGGUUGUAGCUCUGAAGGAUGUGGAUGACGAUGACGAUGACGAGGAGGAGGAGGCGAAAGCCCCCAACAAAGAAGAACCGUUCCAUCCUCCGGGACCUUACACAGAGCUGGACAGGAACGUGGACAUCUUAAAUCACAUCGUCGGUGACAUUGAGAUCUUCAUGGGAAAGCUGGCCGCUGCAGUGGCGAGAAGUGCCAAGAAAAAGAAGAAAAAGAAAAAAGGAAAAGUCAUGGCCGGGAUGCCGCCAACGCUGGAGUUUGCGGAGUGUCUUCAAAAGAUCAAAUACGGUUUCAACCUUCUGGUGCCGCUGAGGGGAGAGAUCGAUAACCCGGGUGUGUCCGAAUUUGUGCACUCCUUGUUCUCUGCGUUAGGAUUUGUGGUAUCUCAUUGCUCUGAAGACGUGCCCCCGAGCAUCGUGGCGCCCCUGCUGACUCCUCAGUGCAUCUGUCUCAUGAGCGAGGAGGUGUCCGCAGAGGAGGACCAGCUGUGGCAGUCUUUGGGAGACGCCUGGAAUAUCCCCAGCACCAAAUGGCCCGAGGAUGACGAGGACAUCCCAACAUACACUCUGGAGUUCUUUGACGGCUGGCAGCCUCCUGAGCUGAGGGAGGCCCCCGCAGCCGCCGCGGAGACCCCGGUGAGGGCGCUAGAGGUUCGACAGCCCCCGCCCAGCAAGACCACAACCAAGACCACGCCGGCACCUCGUGCUCCAGUAACACAACCUGCAAGGAUACCUGCAAUGUCAAGGCCGCAGGAGAGGAAGCUGCGUCGCAUGCGCGUCACGCACGACUUCAUCUCGAGGAACGACAGAGAGCUGAGUAUCAGGAAAGGCGAAGUCGUGGAGCUGCUGGACGUGACCAAGGAGUGGUGGAAAGUGAGGAACAGCAGAGGGGAAGAAGGUUUCGUCCCCAACAAUGUCCUCACUGUUGAAGAUGAAGAAGAAGCUGAUGACGCGAUCCUCUCUUUCCUUCCUCAGCCCACUGGAGGCUCUCCUGUCUUAAGCAAGAAGUCCAAACCAGCAGAGGUGAAAGCCUGGCUUGAACACAUGGGCUUCACAAAGAUCACGGUGCGCUGUCUGGGCGUGCUGAGCGGCUCCAUGCUCCUGAGCAUGACCCGAGAGGAACUGAAGACGGUGUGUCCAGAAGAAGGCGGGAGGGUCUUCUUCCAAUUACAAGCUGUCCGCUCCGCAGCCCUCGCUGUGAGCUGCAAACUGAGGCGGAGAGCGGUCAUGGAGAGAACAUCCCCAGAGGCUUAA